UAGCGGUUGAUAGGAACGGUUGGACUCGACGAUCCAAGAAGUCGUUUCAAACCUAGUGGUUGAUUGUACGAUUUCGAGGCGUUAACUAACGCCCACAAAGACCUACGUCCCGAGCUCUGUAGCAGCGGGUUUCCAGGGAGGGUCUGGGAACGCCCGGGCUCCUCUAGCCCGGCCCCCUACCCCUCGCAGCCCCCGCCCCGCCGGGCUGUGGCCGCACCGGCAUGCACUGGAGCCUGCGGAGCCGCGGCGGAUGAGCAGAGCGCCGAGCGCAGCGGAUUUUAACAAGUUCUAUGCAGAAGAAAAUCUGACCAGAACUAGAGGAUCAUGAUGACAAGAUUCAUCUGUUUAAUGCUAAUAGUUGUUGUGGGAGCUACUGCAAGCCAAACACAAGAAUUUGAAGGCAAUGAUGAGGGAACAGAACAAGAAUUCAUUUAUAUGAACAGAUAUAAGCGUUCCAGUGACACACAGGACAAAUGCACUUACACCUUUAUCGUACCUCAGCAAAGAGUGACAGGUGCUAUUUGUGUUAAUUCUAAGGAGCCUGAAGUUCUACUUGAAAACAGAGUAAAUAAACAAGAAUUACAAUUACUUAACAAUGAACUUCUUAAACAAAAGAGACAAAUAGAAACUCUGCAGCAACUGGUAGAGGUGGAUGGUGGGAUUGUUAAUGAGGUCAAACUCUUAAGAAAAGAGAGCAGAAAUAUGAAUUCUCGCGUCACACAACUCUAUAUGCAGUUGCUACAUGAAAUUAUCCGAAAACGUGACAAUGCCUUAGAACUUUCUCAACUGGAGAAUAAGAUUUUGAACCAAACUGCAGAUAUGUUGCAGCUUGCAAAUAAGUACAAAGACCUGGAGCACAAGUACCAACAUUUGAUGUCAAUUGCCAAUAAUCAGUCAGUAAUAAUUGCCCAGCUGGAGGAACACUGUCAAAGAAUGCCAUCUGUAAAGCCACUGCCACAAUCUCCACAGCCACCAAAUAAAGCGUACCAGCCUCCUACUUACAAUCGCAUCAUUAAUCAGAUAUCUACUAAUGAGAUUCAGAGUGAUCAGAACUUAAAGGUUCUGCCACCUACCUUACCAACCAUGCCUGCAGUUACUAGCAUUCCGACUUCUACCGAUAAACCAUCUGGGCCCUGGCGAGACUGUCUGCAAGCGUUAGAAGAUGGCCAUGAUACAAGCUCCAUCUAUCUUGUGAAACCAGAAAACACGAACCGGCUGAUGCAGGUCUGGUGCGAUCAACGGCACGACCCUGGAGGCUGGACAGUCAUUCAGAGGCGGCUGGAUGGGUCUGUCAACUUUUUCAGGAACUGGGAGACAUACAAGCAAGGAUUUGGUAAUAUAGAUGGAGAAUACUGGCUCGGAUUAGAAAAUAUUUAUUGGUUAACAAAUCAAGGCAACUACAAGCUGCUCAUAACCAUGGAAGACUGGUCAGGUCGCAAAGUGUUUGCCGAGUACGCUAGCUUCAGAGUGGAGCCUGAAAGCGAGUAUUACAAGUUGAGACUGGGACGCUACAAUGGCAAUGCAGGAGAUUCCUUCACUUGGCACAAUGGCAAACAGUUCACCACGCUGGACCGGGACCACGAUGUCUACACAGGUAAUUGCGCUCAUUACCAGAAGGGAGGAUGGUGGUACAAUGCAUGUGCCCAUUCAAACCUCAAUGGAGUCUGGUAUCGUGGAGGACACUACCGCAGCCGGUACCAGGAUGGUGUUUACUGGGCUGAAUUCCGGGGGGGAUCAUAUUCACUAAAGAAAGUUGUUAUGAUGAUAAGACCUAACCCCAACACAUUCCACUGAAAUAAUUCUUCUCUUGGUUUGCUUUCCUGUUCUAAAAAUCGCAUAAAGCCAUGAUGUCAUUACCUGGAAUUAUACUUCCAGAAAUGAGGAAUGUAAGAUAUUGUACAUUUAUUGCUAAGAUGUGAGGGCCUGUAUAUUGUAUUUUCAAGAAUCAUUCCAGGAAAAAAAGCUAAAGAAAAAAAGGAGCUGAAAUGACAUAACAUUCAGAACAGCUCUUGGUACUAAAAGUAGUUAUAUCAAGCCUUUUAGAACUGGUAGUUUAAAUGGACUGUAGAUAAGCUUUCUGGGUUUUAUUCCCUGUAAAUUAAGUUUGAAUGGUAAAAAUACUGCCACAACAUUUAAAUAUUUUUGUAUGUUAUAUUAUGUAUAAAUAUUCUCAAAUACAGGAAAUAUUACAAACUGUACAGCAAGAGUUUUAUUAUUAUUAUGAGCAAUCGUUUGACACAGGAAAUCAUAUCCUUUGAACUGUGUAGCUGGUAUAUGUACAUUAGUGUGAUUAUUCUAAUUUAAUGUUUGUUAACUGUCAUGAAUAAAGUCAGUGCUUUAUAAUUUCAUUUUGAGAGCAGAUACUCAAACCAUUACUGCUGUGAGAAGCAUUUUAAUAAUCUGCUCCUAUAAAUGAGAAUUCACAUUCAAUUAAAAUAUUUUAGAUUAAAAACAUUGAUUUUUUUUAACCAAAAUGAGGUAGCUACCUGUAUAUGGAAAUUAAUCCAGAUUUAUAACACAUAUAACAUGCUAUACAGCCAACACCUUCUAUUACACAGCAACCACCACAGUAUUUUGUACCUUACUUCAGUCAUUACUUGCUGUGUAGCCUCUGUAAUCAGAAAUGGCUGGAUAUAAAUUAAAGGGACUAUCCAACUUUGCAGGCAAAUGAUGGAUACCAAUAUAUAAGCUAUUUAAUAUCCUUAGCCAGUAGAUUAAAAUUAUGUAAAGAAGUUACUGUAGCAAAGAGUCAUAAAAUUAUAUUUACCACAUUUCACCAUUCUAACAUAUUACUGUCAAAUUAUUAAACAGAUUUACUCAUCUAAAUAUAGAGUCAGUCACAAAUAUGCUGACUGGGAUAAUUCUACUGUUCUGAGGUAAGUGUCUAAAGCAAACUGUUACAACACCCAUUUCAAAACAGCAACUACUAAGAAAGAUACAAGUUAAAGGAUAUACUUGAGAAUGAGAGCAAAAGGCUUCACAAGUUCAGUACAUUUUCCAGUAAGCCUACGAGACACUUACUGUGUGUUUGUGCGUGUGUGCUUGCACACUUCUCCCUUAUUACCUCAUCACUUCUUUACAACUGUAUGGUGUGCAUUAAACUGACGUGGGAUGUAGCAUGUGUUGUAUAUAACUGAAACUAGGGUUUUUAAUAUAUUAGAUUACUCCUAUAAUAUUGUAAUCCUUCAAUAAAGCAACAAAUGUUUUUUUGA
Messenger RNA from Cuculus canorus (common cuckoo), 3212 nucleotides. RefSeq names its product angiopoietin like 2 (gene ANGPTL2). NCBI's taxonomy places the organism in Eukaryota, Metazoa, Chordata, Aves, Cuculiformes, Cuculidae. Bases 325 to 1794 code for a protein of 489 amino acids. The record is from RefSeq and is a predicted model, not a curated record. The transcript has 5 exons.